Molecule: messenger RNA, 984 nt
Organism: Talaromyces amestolkiae
Lineage: Eukaryota; Fungi; Ascomycota; Eurotiomycetes; Eurotiales; Trichocomaceae
Exons: 2
Coding region: 1-984 (327 amino acids)
Source: RefSeq, a predicted model, not a curated record
AUGCCGGAUCGGUCUGGAAAGAUUCGAGAGCUGUAUCUUCAGGGGAAGAAACUCUUUCCGCGCCGAAUUAUGGAGGAUAUGUGGAUGAUACUCAAGGAUUACAAAUCGGGGAACUGCAAAAACCAUGUGUUUGAGAUUCCGGACUACAUUGAUGGGAACAAAUAUGUCAAGGUCUCUUUGGAUCUUGGAUACCACAUGCAUGGACAAGGGGCGAAGCUAAAGGUAAUGGGGUACAUCCCAAUUCAGAUUCUCCUAUUGCGUUCGUGGCAACCAAUUACCACCUUCGAAACGGAGUUUGACGAGGCUUAUGCUCGGAACUUGCAAGCCCCUACAGAUGAUGAUAUCAAGGAGCUUGUCGAUAUACGCGAGAAUGCCUACAGGAACUGGAUCGAGAGUUGUGCAAGAGAUUCAGUGCGAGCUACAUUCAUGAGGAUCAAUAUUGACAAACUCAAGAAAGUCAAAAAAAUAAUCGCAUUCGGGAAUGGCUCCUUGUGGUACGGUUGGAAAAAGGAGCCGAAGCUGAUUAGUGACUUCGUGGCCCAGCACGCUGUGAUACAGGAUAUACGGAACUUGAUACAGCAGAGAGCCGGUGAUCAGGGAGUUGCUUGCUAUGCGCAAGAGCCCAAGUACACUCCAGCAGAUGAGAAGGUGCUUCUUGAACAUUUCGGGAUUGAGUCAUUGGAGGAAAUCGAGGCACUCCUGAAAGUCGAUGAGAGUACCCUUGUUUUCGCCAUGAACCAGGACAUACCUCUUCUGCAAAUUCUUGCUGAUAUUUUGACUGCAGAACCAUUUGCCAUGAUCCUUUGCGGUGAGAUUGAUCAAACCGGAAAGCUGGAAGAGUACGAUAGGACGCAGUUGUCUGCUUCGCCAUCGUCUCCCAGAGUCCAAAGCCUCAUGCAAAACUAUGCCGUCCCGCUUGCAAUCAGUGAUACCGACUCGCUUUUCGAAAGUGAGAACAAGACCAGGCUCUAUGUUCGGAAGUAA